AUGGUUGAUUAUCAACAAAACAACAUUAACAGUCGAGAAAAUAACUUAAAUGGGAAUUAUGAUGGACAUCAACCAAAUUAUUCGAAAUAUAACCACAACAUACAACCAAAUAAUCAUGACAUAAAUAAACCUAAUAUUUUCCCAAAUAACAUAAACCAUACACCCAUCAAUAAUGGAGGCUCAUAUCUACCAAGUAUUGGAUUUAUAAAUCGAGGUAGUAAUCCCACACUACAGGCAACAACUAUACCGCAACCUCCUCAACAUUCAUUAAUGUCAUUACCACCACCCAUAACAUCAGCAAUGAAUAGUCAACAUACACCACCACCUCAAAUAUUCAAUAAUCAUUCAAAUAAUCAUCAUAUAUCUCAUAAUAAUUAUAAUGAUAGUAAUAAAAAUUCACUUAGUCAUUAUAAUGAUCAUUUCAAUAAUAACUCAAACCAAUCUUUCUCACCACUACAUCCAAUUCAAAGAUUGCAACCACUACCAGCACACUCUCAUUCACAACCGCAAACUCAAGUUCAAAUACCGUCUAUAUCACAAAAGCAACCACCACCACCACAACCACCAAUACAUCAUUCACCACAGCUGGCCCAACAACCACUUUCUGCAUCUAAAUCACAACCAUUUGGUCAUUAUCGAAAUAGUAGUAACAAUUCAAAUAAUUUUACAACAAAUGAGGAAGAUGAUAAAUUUCAAUCACAAUCAUAUCAUAUGGGUAAUCAAUCACCAUCGAAUGUCCAAUAUGUAAGGCAAUUUCUGCAUCAUUUAAAUCCAAAUUUUGCAGUAAAUUUAAAAUUUGCAAAAGAUCUUAAUACAAUGACACAAAAUUGGUCAGAAGAAGAAAUUAAAAAUAGUAGAAGAUUAAUUAAAUUUGAUUUUUAUAUUGAUCCUCAAACUUCUAUGCAAUGUAUUAAUUUUGAACCUAUUAGAUCAAUUGAUUUUGAUAAUGUCCAAGCUAUAAUAUCAUGUAUUUUUUGGCGAGAAAAGAAUAAAUUUAUUUGCACAUCUGUUGAUAUAAUCUUAUUACUAGAAUAUUUAGUUCAUCAAAGUUUUGGAAUUGAAGAGAAAAAUAGAAUAAGAAGAAAUUUACAAAGUUUAAAACCAACAACUGUAUCAAGAUCAAAUAAAAAUGAUCGUGAAUUUUUCAGUUUAAUUAUGAGUAUGGAAAAUCCAAGACCUAGAAAUAUUGAAAAAGAUUUAAAAGUUUUCAAUUGGAAUGAUUUAGGCAAGGCUAUUACUAAAGUUAUGUCAAAAUAUUAUGUUGUUAGUUCAUCUCCAAUACCUUCAUCUAAUAAUAUGUGGGAUACCUCAUCUUCUACUUCAUCUGGUUCAACUAAUUACUAUAAUAAUAAAAAUCAUAAUGGCAAUCCUAAUAAUGGUAAUGGUAAUGGUAAUAAUAACAAUAGUAGUAAUGGUUAUUCUAAUUCAAAUGGUUAUAACCAUCAAGGAAGUCCACCUCCAACAUCUCAACCACCAAAUUAUCCAUCAUCGAAUCAUUUAAAUCAAUUACCUCCACCUCCACAAGCUUAUUCAUCUGCUCCAAUUCUAAAUACAUCCUCAUUUAUCAAUGGACCGAAUAGAAAUUCACCAUAUGAGAAUAACCAUAGUGACUCACCUAGUGAUAAUGCUACAAGUGCUGAUGAACUGAUAGGUCCGUUUGAAAGAUUAAGAACUAUAAAAAACAAUCCUUCUAGAUUUUCUGCCGGUACACCAUUUUCAAAACCUCCAGCUUAUAAUCAUUCAUAUCCACACUCAAUUUCCAGUGCUGCAAGUACUACAAGCUCCAACAACAAUGGUUCAAUUUCAACUAAUAGAUCUGCUCCUCCUCAACUACCACAAAAUGGAUUUCCAUUACCUCAUCCUAAAUCUUUCCCAUUAAAUUCCAACUCAAAUUCGAAUUCCGAACCAGUGUCUUCAUUCGACUCACCAAAUGAAUCAAGUAAUAACUCAACAACUCCAUCAGAUUCUUCAAACCAAAAUCAAGGUCUUGAAACAUCAGCUUCUUCAAAUGAUACCCCAUCGAAUGAUAAAUCAUCAAUGGAUCCUUCCUUGGCAUUAGCUGAAUCAAUUUCUGAACGUAAAAAAUUAGAAUCAAAACCAUCAGAUGAUAAAAAUAUCAACUUAAAAGAAAAUGAAGAAGAUUUCACAGAUAGCCCCUCGCCACCAAAAGAACGAGAACAAAAUUCUGAAAGAUCAAGAUCUUCAAGUAAUGAUGAUGUCGCAAGUGCAUCAUCUGGAGAUUCUAAAAACAGUGGGAACUCUUCAGGAAGUGGCGGAACCAAAAGUGGUACUUCAGGUAGUGAAUCAUUGUGUUCAAAAGAUUCAAAUAGUUUGUUAUCGUUACAUAGAGAUUCAGGUAAUUCAAGUCAAUUUUCAUCAAGAUCAAAUUCUUCUGCCGGCUUUUCAAAUCCAAAGUUUGCACCUUUGAAAUUUGAGUCAUCAAACGGUAACAACAACGGUAAUGGUAAUGGUACAAAAAGUCAUUUAAGAGAUUUAAUUGAUAAUCAACAAUCACCAAUCUCUGAAUAUGCAUAUGAAGAAGAUGGAGGUGAUGAAGAUGAAGAUGGAUCAAUGGAAAGUGACAAUGAAAAUAACGAUAAACAAAAUACUACAAAUAAUGAUGAUAUGGAUAUUGAUCAAGAUGGAAAUGGUAAAUCAAUAAAAUUAAAUAAAUCAGAAUCAAUAAAACAAAAAUUAUUUGAUAAACAAAAACAAAAAUUGAAACAAAAAAACCAUCAUCAUCAUCAAAAACCAAAGACUUACUCAAGUCAUAAGCAUUUGUCAUCACCAUCACCACAAACACCUAUUUCAGAUUAUCAUCAACAACAGCAUCAACAACAACAACAAUCACAUAAAAGUGGAUCACAAUAUUUUGAUACCCAUAAUGAUAAAAGUUUUACUAAUGAUCAAAUUAAAAAUCCACCAAAAUUACCACCAAUUUCUCAAUUAUUGAAAACUGAUUUUAAUUUAAAUAAUUUACCAAAUUUAUCUGAUGAUAAUGUACCUAAGGAAAAAUUACCAUCUAUUAAAAAAGUUCAAAAAUGGAAGGAUUAUUAA
Molecule: messenger RNA, 3057 nt
Organism: Lodderomyces jiufengensis
Lineage: Eukaryota; Fungi; Ascomycota; Pichiomycetes; Serinales; Debaryomycetaceae
Exons: 1
Coding region: 1-3057 (1018 amino acids)
Cellular component (GO): nucleus
Source: RefSeq, a predicted model, not a curated record